Messenger RNA from Symbiodinium sp. CCMP2592, 2019 nucleotides. The record is from the annotation of a GenBank genome assembly. NCBI's taxonomy places the organism in Eukaryota, Dinophyceae, Suessiales, Symbiodiniaceae.
AUGGGACCACCCUUUUGGAUCACGUCUUCUCAGAGUGCGACCAGGAUUUGGAUGGGCUGCUGCUGUGCGAGGACUUCCAGGAAUUCGUCCUCCGCGGUCUGCAGCCGCUGCUCAAAGGCCAUGGUGCAUCCUAUGGCCGGGCCCUCGCGGCUUGGCGCAGACCAGGCCUUCACCGCACACCAGGCAUAUCCCCGGCCUGUGCCGAAAGCGGCGGAGGAGGUCACCAAGCUACCAGCAGCAGAUGCUCCAUCGACUGUCAUCAGCGCCGCGCCGGUGCUGAAGGAUCCAUCGGGAAAAUCCCGGGCCGUGGGCUUCGCAAACGUUGCAAUGGUACCCAGCGCUCGAGACAUGACAGACUUGCUGAAGGAGUACACGUUCCCGGAGAAUGAUGCUGCUUUGGGACGUGGUGCUUUCGGCACAGUUAUGAAGGUGACCCACAACGGCACUGGCGAGGUGCGGGCCAUGAAGGCGGUGCGCCUAUCGGAUGGUGCGGAUUCCGCGCAGCUUCGGGAGCUGGUGGAGUUGGAGAUCUCCAUGCUCAAGAGCCUGGAUCACGUGAAUUUGCUGCGCCUCCAUGAAGCCUUCCGCGAUUCCGAGAGUUGCAUGUACCUGAUCACUGAGCUCUGCGCCGGCGGCUCGCUGGCAGAACGCUUGGAGCAACAAAGGACGCUCCGCAAGCCAAUGUUGGAGGGCAUGGCAGCGGCCUAUGCCGAGCAAAUUCUGAGCGCUGCCAGCUACUGCCAUGAUCGAGGAGUGCUUCAUAGGGACCUGAAGCCGGAGAACGUCCUGUUCUUGACGCCGCGCUCGGACAGUCCCGUGAAGGUCAUCGACUUCGGGCUGUCCGACACCAUGGAGCGAAUUCGGCAGAACUGCACGCAGGAGAUCCAUGAUCGUUCCGGUGCUCUCGGCGCAGUGGCUCGACUGCUGCCAAAGUUGCCUGGAGGACUGGAGAUUUUAGCAACAAAGGAGACGAAAGAGGUAAUGCAGCGAGCUGGAACGCCUCACUACAUGGCUCCAGAGGUCUACACGGGUAUGUACGGCGACAGGGCCGACGUCUGGUCGAUCGGGGUGAUCCUCUUCGAGAUGCUUUCGAAUCGCCAUCCCUUCUACACCAGUGGAAACGACCUGGAAGCUGUGAAGCGCCGCAUCUUGAGCCCGGAGGGGGCCGACUUCUGUGAUCCCUCUUGGGGCGAGGUGACCGCGGCUGCGCAAAGAGCCUGCAGGGAAUGUCUGAUGUCGGACCCAGAUCGGCGACCAUCUGCUCAGCGCAUGUUGGCACAUAAGUGGUUUGACACAGUGCCUCGGCUGGCUUUGGGCAUGUCCGGAGGCAUGGACAGUGGACGCUCAGGUUUCUUGGCCUUGGCCAGAUCACCACCGCGGAUUGCGGCUUCGCAGGCCUGGGGGAACAAGGGUCUUGCAAAAGCGAGUGGGCAACACAAGAUGGGAUUCUGUGAGCCGCAGGGUGCCUUGCACCGGUUAGCUGAGAGCCCUUGGGAGAAGCAGGAGACCUGCUACAUCACCCUCCUCAAAGUGCUCAACAACAUCGUGGAGCACCCGGCAGAGGCGAAGUUCCGGCACCUGAAAACCUCCAACGCCGCGCUGCGGGCCAAGGUUUUCGAUUUGCCGGGCGCCAAAGAGUUCCUUCUUAGCUGUGGCUUCACAGAGGAGGAGGGUGGAGAGGUGCUGGAUUGUCCGGCUGGGCAAGAAGCCAAGAUUGCCGCAGCUCGGGACUGCCUCAAGAAGCACGCCGAUGACGAGAAGAUGAACGAAUUGCGGCGCCAGCGCGACUUGAAGAUUGCCGAGGAGAAGGCGAAGUCGAAGAGAGAUCCCUUCACAUGCCACAAGGAGUUGGCGACCACAGAAGAAGAGAAAGCAGAGCUGCGGAAGGCACUUGAGCGCGAUCGACUAGAGCUCGCAGCAGAGAUCGCGGCACGGGGCCCAACGCAGGCGUCCAAGGCAACCGACUUGAAGUUCGGCGCCCACGAAGCGCGGCCAGACUGCGGCAAAGCUGGUGGCUGA